GGUAAGACACUAUCGCAUCUAUCUUGAACGUUAGAGUUAACUGUUUAGGUUUCACUUAUCACUUUUUGCCGGGGGCACCACAGCUUUACAACAGUAAUCUAGCUAGGUCGUGGAACGACGAGGGAAUUUAAUUGCUGAAACAGUAGAGAUGCAGCCUGCAACAGCCAAGUGGUACGACAGACGAGACUCUGUUUUUGUAGAGUUCUGCGUGGAGGACAGUAAAGAUGUGAAAGUACAUUUCAACAAGUCUAAAUUUGAUUUUGGCUGUCUCAGUGGAACAGAUACCAUCAAACAACAGAAUACAGUGGACCUUUUCGGGGAGAUUGACCCCAAAGUCUCAAAACACAGACGCACUGACAGGUCUGUAUUGGUAUGUUUACGAAAAGCAGAGGCUGGGAAAUCAUGGCCGCGACUUACUAAAGACAAGACAAAGUGCAACUGGCUGAGUGUGGACUUCAAUAAUUGGAAAGACUGGGAGGAUGACUCAGAUGAGGACUUGUCAAGUUUUGACAAAUUCUCAGAGAUGAUGAACACAAUUGGAAGGGAUGAUGUACCUGAUUUAGAUGGUGCAGGAGAAGAGCAUGAAUCUGCAGACAGUGACGAUGAACAAAUGCCCGACCUUGAGUAAAUGAACAUGGAUGCCACCUCAGUAGUAAAUAUAGCGAGGUAAAGUCAACUGGAGAGACACUAGACCUGAGUUGGGCAGCCAUGUUGGAGAAGAGACCUCAUCUCCACGCAGUUUCCAAAGCGAAACCCCUCGAGGGAGUGACUGUUGAAUACAGACGUGAACAGAGAUCCAUAGCGACAUAAAGUGCUGUGCUUUGCUGUUCUGUUCUGCAUGGACAAUUAUGUUCAAAUGAAAAUGACUUAAUUGACUGUAACGCGAUGUUCUGAUGUCUUACACCUUCUCUCUUUGUUUAUGUAUUUGAAUAUUGUGAUUUCUAAUGAAGAAAAGAAAACUCAAAAUGCCUAUUUUCCA
This is a messenger RNA of Anarrhichthys ocellatus (wolf-eel), 979 nucleotides long. RefSeq names its product prostaglandin E synthase 3a (cytosolic) (gene ptges3a). Bases 149 to 628 code for a protein of 159 amino acids. Gene Ontology annotation, cellular component: cytosol; nucleus. The transcript is spliced from 8 exons. Gene Ontology annotation, molecular function: prostaglandin-E synthase activity; protein-folding chaperone binding; Hsp90 protein binding. The record is from RefSeq and is a predicted model, not a curated record. NCBI's taxonomy places the organism in Eukaryota, Metazoa, Chordata, Actinopteri, Perciformes, Anarhichadidae. Gene Ontology annotation, biological process: telomere maintenance via telomerase; protein folding; prostaglandin biosynthetic process.